Molecule: messenger RNA, 933 nt
Organism: Biomphalaria glabrata
Lineage: Eukaryota; Metazoa; Mollusca; Gastropoda; Planorbidae
Product: craniofacial development protein 2-like
Exons: 1
Molecular function (GO): catalytic activity
Source: RefSeq, a predicted model, not a curated record
CCUGAUGCACAUACCUUGCCGUGGUGUGACAGCUUGAGUGUCUCAAUGACCCUCAGAGCUAUACCGGCGGGAGCUCAUCAUUCCUGGCAGGUACUACCAAGCCGGACAGGUCUGUUAGGAAAGAGGCCAGACAAAAGGUGCAUCCCCCUCCCCGGGACACAGGGGUUGUGCGAUAGGCUAACAACCUGUCCAUGGAAAAAUCUUAUAGAAACCAGAACAAAGGCACAAACACUAAACAUUGUCAGAGGCGAAAGUAGAGCUCCACAAAGGAGACUUAUGAAGCUAUGCAGGGAAAGUCGAACGAAUCCUGUGAGGCCGACCACUCUACUUAAACCAAUGAAAAAGAAACACUUCCUUAUUCAGAAGGCAGCAUUAAACUUGGGAACAUGGAAUGUCCGCACUUUACUAGAACCAGGUAGAUGUGCACAAAUUGCCAAGGAAAUGGCCAACUACAAACUACAGAUCCUGGGAAUGAGUGAAGUUCGAUGGAACACAUUCGGUGAAACAAGACUGCAAUCAGGAGAAACCCUUCUCUUCUCUGGAAAGGAAAAAGAAGAUGACUUACAAGAAAAUGGUGUAGCACUACUACUAAACAACGAAGCUCUCAAAAGUCUUUUAGAAUGGGAACCAGUUUCAGAACGAAUAAUUAGAGCCAAAUUUUUGUCUAAGUUCAAAAAUGUUCACAUCAUUAUGUGCUAUGCUCCUACCAACCUUGCAAGUGAUACUGACAAACAUACAUUCUAUGACCAACUGCAAAGUAUAGUUGACAAAAUACCUACAAGAGAUGUUUUGAUCGUCAUGGGAGACUUGAAUGCCAAAGUGGGAAGUGACAACAGAGAGAGAGAGAAAAGUAUGGGCACCCAUGGACUUGGCACCAUAAAUGAAAAUGGAGAAAUGUUUGCAGACUUCUGCACAUUUAAUGAAUUAGUGAUA